UUAGUCUGCAGCUGGCAUUCAGCGGUAUAGAUCCUCUGGAAAUUUUUUAUUUCCAAUUUUCGGGAUAAAUUGUGUUACUGUAAAAUAGGUGACUUUGACAGGUGACUUAGUAAUGGAGCGCAGGGUCCUCCUGCUCCUGCUAAUUUUUCUCCUCGGGAUUGCGCUGUGUUUUGCUUGGCAGAACGAGAGACCUGUUUUGGAGUCUGUCGAUGGCCAUCUAGUCAUAUGGAGCGCACAGGAUAAAAAUGUCACCAUAAAAACUCGUGGCAAGGGAUAUCUGACAGUGAAUGAUGUUAAUCUUGUGGACUCUGCUCAUGCGGCAGCUCAUGCAGCUAGAUAUGUUGAGAAUUGGAAGAGUGGGCCUUGGCUAGACUUGCAAACACGAGUGGACAGACUGACCCACACUGUCGAGGGUCCGAAUGGACUGAUUAGGAGAAUAGAAUCAGGAUCCUGGGGAUAUCCUGGUGGUAACGUCACGACUUCACGUCCUCCCACGCACCAGGAGUGGGAGCCAAGUUCAUCUGCGCUGGCUACACGGGUUACAAAAUUGGAGGGACGAAUUAGGAAACUACGGGACAAGUUGCGGACGAAUGAAUGUUCAAAAAAUCCAUGUCGUAAUGGAGGAACGUGCAUAAGGGUUUUCGAUGGAUAUCAGUGUUUAUGUCCAUCAAAUUGGCAGGGCAUCUCUUGUGAAGUUGAUGUGAACGAGUGCGCUAUCUACGCUGGUACCGGCUUCGGAUGUCAAAAUGGUGCCACUUGUGUCAACACACUUGGUUCUUACAGCUGUUCAUGCGCCCAAGGCUGGUUCGGUGUUCACUGCAGUUCCAGAACAUCGGUCUGUAGUUCUAGCGACUCGCGAGAACUGUGUGGUAACGGUGUGUGCAUCGAUCAGAAAGGAACAUCUCUUGGAUACACUUGCAUCUGUGAUCAGGGCUGGAAGGCUGAGGGUACAAAUCCGGCUUGCAUAGUUGACGUUGAUGAGUGCGCCGGAAAACACCCCGUCUGCUCUGUAGACCCGGAAGUUGUGUGUGUGAAUCUCAGAGGAAGUUUUCACUGCGGCAGUUGUCCACCUGGUUUCACUGGCAGUGGGUACUAUUGUCGAGAUAUCGAUGAAUGCCUCGUUGAUAAUGGGGGAUGUAGUACAAUGCCGAAGGUUCAUUGCCGAAAUGUGCCGGGAUCCCGGAUCUGUGGUCCAUGUCCUCCAGGAUACUCUGGUGACGGUGAAACAUGCACUUACGUUGGCAGUUGUAGAAUUAAUAAUGGAGGAUGUUACCCUCUGGCAAGCUGUGUAGAAACCACGAAUUCCGUUGUGCAGUGUCAUUGUCCAGGUGGUUACACUGGAGAUGGGAUAGGUCCGAACGGCUGUGCCCCAUCAACCCAACCGACAAAUCCCUGCGCAGGGAAUCCCUGCAUUCACGGCAUCUGCAUUCCUCAUGCAACCGGCAGGUUUUGUCACUGUGAAGCAGGCUAUUCCGGUGCCGCGUGCGAUGUUCCGUUGAAUCCUUGUCUUCCAAAUCCCUGCAAAAACAAUGGCGUGUGCUCUAGAGCUUCCAAUAAUAGUUUUACUUGCGAGUGCGCAGCUGCCUACCAGGGACCUACAUGUGAAACUGCCAAGAGCACCUGUGGUGGAUACAUCAGAGACCCUGCUGGAACCUUGUCAUAUCCUCCUGAUGGUCGACGCGAUCCCAACGUGAAAUCAUGUGCUUACAUUUUCUUGACUAGUCCUGAUUUGGUAUUGAACGUCACGUUCACGAAAUUCAAGUUAGGAGGUGCACAGUCAUGUCGCGUUAAUUUCAUACAGCUCCACGAUGGUACCAGCACAGCGAGUCACUUUCUCGGUAGAUUUUGUGGCACCACCCUCCCCAACGGUGGGAACAUCAUCUCUACACACAACAAUCUCUACAUGUGGUUGAACAUUCAUAGUACAGAGGCAGAUGAAGGCUUCACCCUUCAUUGGAAUAGUGUGUCACCAGUGUGCGGUGGUUAUCUAACAUCAAAUAUCGGAUCAAUUAGUUCACCGGGUACUCCAGGAAAGUACCCGUUGAACAGAAACUGUACGUGGGAGAUAUCAGUGAAGGAAGACAGUAGAAUUCAGUUUCACUUCUUCGCUGUUCAGAUUGAAGAGCAUUCAAACUGCAGCAAAGAUUAUCUACAGAUUAACGAAACACGAGGAGAUCGAGCUAUUGAAUUGCAGCGUUAUUGCGGUCACACCCAGCCUGAGCCUCUCCUGACAUCUAGCUCAACAGCGAUUCUGUACUUCCAUUCGGACGGUGACACUCAAGAUCAAGGCUUCCAGCUGAGUUACAGCGCCGUCAGGGGUACACCCGGUUGUGGUGGAGAUCACACAGCUCCUCAGGGCACAAUCACCUCUCCCACAAUUCAAGGAGCUUACGACUCCGGUCUCUACUGUGUCUGGAAGAUUCAACUUCCAGUAGGCGAAAAAAUCCGACUGACUUGGCAGGAAAUUGAUGUUGAGGAGCAUCGUUACUGUUACUAUGACUUUGUCAAGAUCUACGAAGGACCUGAUGAAGAAUCUCCGGAAGUCGGAACUUACUGUGGAACAGAUUUACCUGCCCCGAGGACUCUUAACAGUAGUGUAGCGACAAUAGUCUUUAGCACCGAUCGUAGUUACAAUGGAAAAGGUUUUAGUAUUAAAUAUGAUACGCACUGCGGUGGAGAAUUUCAUGAACCCACGGGAGUUCUUACGUCGCCGUUCUAUCCGAUGAAGUAUCCUGGCGAAAAAACCUGUCAUUAUGAAAUUAUUCAGCCCUCGGACAAGCGCAUCAUACUUCAGAUACUGGAUCUGGAUAUUGAGGGACACUGGCACAGUGACUGUUACUUCGAUCACUUGGACAUCUACGAUGGAGAUAAUGAUAAUGCUACGCAGCUCGCACAGCUCUGCGGUGGAGAGAACAAAAUGCCCGAUGAUCCAUUCUACUCAACCUACAAUUUAAUGUAUAUUGAAUUCCAUACUGAUGCCAGUUACUCCUAUCGAGGAUUUAAGGCCAACUACUCUACCGUUGACAGAAGAUGUGGGGGUCUUUUCAAAACUAGUACUGGAGAUAUUGUGAGCCCUGGAGCCGGUGAGGGAUAUUCAAACGAGGAAGAGUGUUUGUGGACCAUUCAGGCACCACCCGGACACGUCAUUCAACUGUCGUGGACAUCGUGGAGCUUGGAAUCGCACUUUCAGUGUAGGCAUGAUUACGUGGAGAUCAAAGAAGAAUAUAUCGGGGAAGAUUUGUUGAUUGGGAAGUACUGUGGAAGGACCAAACCACCUGAUAUCAUCACCUUGGGGAACAUCAUGAAUAUUAUUUUCAAGACCGAUGACACAGUCACAUCUGAUGGUUUUGUUGGGCAAUACCGAUUUAUUGACACUGCGAACACGUGUGGAGGACAUUAUUUUAGCUCUAAUGGCGCCAUAACAAGUCCUGCAUGGCCCCGGAGAUAUGCGUUCGACAGAGAAUGCACUUGGAUAAUCGAGGCACCAACAAAAAUGCAGAUUAAACUGGUUGUUGAUUCUUUUCAUAUGGAGUCGUCUAGUGACUGCAGGUACGAUUACUUGGAGAUUAGAAACGGUGCUCACUCAACGUCUCCACUGAUCGGAAAAUACUGUGGGGAUGAUAUUCCCGCAACCAUCAAUAGCUUUACGAAUUUCCUCUACCUAAAAUUCAAAUCGGACGGGUCUAUUAGUGGUAGAGGAUUCGAAAUUACGUGGGACGCAACAAAACGUGGAUGUGGAGGAACAUUAACUGGAAGUUCGGGUGAUAUAAUGUCGCCAAAUUAUCCCGGUCCAUAUGCAAUGUUUUCCGACUGCACCUGGAACAUCGUCGUUACACAAGGCAAUCGAAUCCAAAUUAUUCUCGUUGAUGUGGACCUCAACGCAGAUAGUUCAUGUAUCGGAGAUCAUGUUGAAAUCUCUGAAGGCAUCAAUGGCAUUGUUAAGAAUAAGGAGAAGUAUUGCAAAGCUACCAAUCAAUUGGCAAUCGACUUAAAAGGGAAUACAGCUACUGUUCACUUUCGCAGUGCUUUUGGAGAGAAAGGACGUGGUUUCCAUAUAAAGUACAAUACUCUUUGCCAGAAUAAAUUGCACGCUCACAGUGGAGUCAUUGAGUCUCCAAAUUUCCCAGACAGGUAUCCACCAAAUCUAAACUGUUCUUGGAUCAUUGAUGCACCAAUAGGAAACAAGAUCAACAUAUCGUUCUCCCAUUUUGAUCUCGAGCCGGGAAAUCCUUUCACUGAAAAUCCCUGUACAUUUGAUUAUCUCAAUAUCAAGGAGGGCUCCUACGACACACCCCAAACUGAACUCGGUAAUUUGUGUCCAAUGGAGGGAAUGAUCAUACCUCCGAAAAUUGUAUCAACGGAAAAUCAAAUUUUUAUUAAUUUCCGAACUGACUGGGAAUCUCAUUAUGGUGGCUUCAGGCUCGAAUGGAUUGUCACCGGAUGCGGAGGACAUAUCAGAAAGCAAAAGGGCAUUGUCUCAUCACCGGGAUAUCCGAAGAGCUAUCCCACGAAUAUUGACUGCGAAUGGACCAUCGAAGUUGAUUACGGAUACGGCAUUCAGAUCAAUUUCACUGAUGUCGAUACUGAAAAGGAAGUCGCUUGCAUCAUGGAUAAAAUCGAAGUGUUCGGAGGAGAGAACGAAGAAGCCCCAAAACUCGGAGAAUUCUGUCACUCCAAGAGUCCGAUUCUCCUCGUGAGUCCUAUUAACAAGAUGUUCAUCAAACUUCAUUCAGACUGGAGUCAUGCGGGGAGAGGAUUUACUGCUAACUUCAAUCAAGCUCCAGGGUGUGGCGGCCUUUUCAGGGCUUACGAGGGCGCCAUUCACUCACCGAAUUAUCCGAUGAAUUAUCCGGUCAAUCAGAACUGCGAGUGGUUGAUUGAAGUUGAUCAAUAUCAUCUCGUUAAUCUGACAUUCGUUGAUGUUGAUCUCGAAGGGAGCAUCAGAUGCACAAUGGAUUAUAUCAAGGUUUUCGAUGGACCGACCAGAGACCAUGCCCUUUUGAGCAGUUUUUGCGCAAAGCAGAUUCCAUCGCCAAUUAUUUCAUCUGGCAACAAACUUCUGGUGGUUAUGAGGAGUGAUGCAGCUUCAACGGCUAAGGGCUUCCAGGCAAAUUUUGAGAGGGCGUGCGGUGCUCGAAUUGUUACCAACUCGAGUGGAUUCUUGACAACAGCUUCUGAUCUACAUUUGAAGAAUGAUGAGGGUCUCAAUUGCAGCUGGAUCAUUGCGGCCGAAGAUCUUGCUGAUCACAUCACUCUCACUAUUUCUCAUAUGGAUAUGAAUUGUCGAUGGGGGACAUGUGAAGAUAACUGCACGAGUCAUUAUCUGAGUGUUUAUGAGGGAGAAGGUAUGGAGGGAGCGCUCAAGGGUCAAUGGUGCGAGUCUAAGGUUCCACCACCGCUUGUCAGCACUGGAAAUGCUCUUACUGUACAUCUUCUUACAUAUUACUAUAUUGAUGUAUCAUUUAGCGCCAGUUAUUCAGCUCUGAAUUCAGCAUGCGGAGGUGAUUACUAUGCAGAAUCAGGUACCCUAACAUCUCCAGGUUAUCCAGACAGCUACACCAUGAACGCCGAGUGUGAAUGGACACUGCGGACGGCACCUGGUAACGGUAUCACAUUAACUUUCUCAAAAUUCAACAUUGAGUACAGUGAAAAUUGCGAUCGAGAUUAUCUGGAGAUUCGGGAGCAAUCGGCAAUAGGAAAAAUCAUCGGUGUUUACUGUGGAAAUAACAUAAAUGCUGUAGAAUCGAGGGAGGAAAUUUGGAUAAAAUUCAAAAGUGAUGGAGUGGGUACAGGUGAAGGAUUCACGGCUGAGUAUACAUUUAAUCAUGGAUCUGAACUUUUUGACUCUCAUGGUGUUAUCGCAUCUCCUUUGUACCCCCAUCCAUUCACCAAAUCAGAAACAGUCACUUGGAGAGUUACUGUUGAACAUGGAUUCUCCAUUAAGGUCGAAUUUGAUGCUUUCAAUGUCGAUAGCUUCACCGAAACUGCAUGUGAUGGCUUAGAAUUGGGAAUGGAGAUCUACGAUGGCUACGAUAACAACGCACAACUUCUCCAUACCUUCUGCGGCUCCGUCAUUCCAGAAUCUUUCCAAACUACUAGCAAUAUCAUGUACAUAAUGUUCCACGGAGAUAGAAGAAGAUUGGGAAAUUGGUUCAAACUUCAUUAUUACGAAGUUCCAAGGGUCAUAACCACGAAUCCCAAUACUGUCGUUGAGUUAUCUAAUUGCACCGAGGAAAUAGUUCUUACAAAUAAGGAAAACGCGUCCUACAUUAUCACAUCACCUGGCUAUCCAAAUGGGUACGAGAAUAUGUUGCACUGUAACUGGCUGAUUACAUCUCCCCCAGGAACUCACCUGAUCCUGUCAUUCAUCGAUAUCAACCUUGACGAGAGAAAAAAUUGUGUGAAUGAUCGUAUCUCAGUAUUUUCGGGCAUAGCAUUAUCCCAAGAGCCCCCUCCAGAAGUUGAACUCCUCGGGAAAUAUUGUUCGAUAAACGAGUCCAAUACCGUCGUAAACAGUAACACGAACAUCAUGACCGUCAAAUUCGAGACAGACUAUUAUCGCAACAGAACUGGAUUCAAGGCCAGAGUUAAGCGAGUCUGUGGUGGACAACUUAGUGGUCCCAAUGGUCAAAUCACCUUCAACGAAAGUGGAAGCGAAUUAACAUGGGGUUGGCACAUUAUGUGCGAAUGGAAUGUAACAGUUUCCCGGGGAAAAACGAUUGAAGUGACUAUCAACUCCAUAAACAUUUCAACGACAACCGAGGAAGGAUGUGGAGAUCACUAUGUUCUUCUGAAAAAUGGCCAGGAGUCAGAUUCUCCAUUCCUCGGUGAUGGUAAAUACUGCAGCUCUGAUCUUCCUGAUCCACUGACGACUACUAGCAACAAACUAUAUGUACAAAUUUCUGCUCCUCGUAAUCAGGGACUUUAUAAGAUAUCUUAUCGUGAAGUAAGUUUUGAGUGUGGUGAGACUUAUGAAUUGUUGGGAGGUGUUAAUGACCAAUCGCUCUCAACACCACGAUAUCCAAACGUUCCACCCCCUUACACCGAAUGUUUGUGGAGGUUUAUGGCACCAGCUGGUCAGAGAUUAUCACUUCAUUUCGUAGAACGUUUUGACCUGACACGCAGCUCAGAAUGCCAGAGAGAAUUCGUUGAAGUGAGAGACGGUGGAACAGAUAAUGCCCAGUUAUUGGGUGCUUACUGUGGAGAUAGAGCGCCAAGCACAAUAACAUCAUCUGGAAAUAUGAUGUACGUCAGGUAUUUUACGGAUAUGAACAUACCUGGCAAUGGUUUUAAAGCUGUGGUGACGAAUGACGAGAUCUGUGGAAGUGUUAUUAGAGGAACAUCAGGUGUUGUUUCAUCUCCAAAUUAUCCAAAUCCAUAUCCCAAGGGAAAAGAGUGUGUCUGGUGGAUUAUCGGCCCUAAGUAUCACUCCCUCAAAUUGCAGUUUAUGGAUAUUCACUUACCCGGAUGGAGGAGGUGCAAUGAUACUGAUCACGUUAGGAUAAUGGAAAAGACGCCAAAUAAUGAGACACUUUCUGAACCUCAGGUUUUUUGUGGACAACAAAGUCAACCCGAUAUCAUCGCAAUAUCAUCCAAUGAAGCGAUUAUCAAUUUACACAUAAGUGGUAAAGUUGUGGGAAAUUAUCGAGGUUUUCGUCUCAACUUUUCAGCGACUAUUGACAAAUGUGGGGAUGACUUUGAAUCUGAGGAGGGUACAUUUCAGUCAUCUGGGUAUCCAAGUCCUAGGCCAUCUUCGCAGUUCUGUUCCUGGACGAUUAGAACUCCCAUUGGUACUCAAGUGAAGCUGGAAAUUCUCGAUCUGGAUAUAAACUGGAUGCAGAGCCACGAUAUCUACGGGGCAAGAUUUUAUAACGAUCAUCAGCAUAGAUCACGAAUUGGAGUAGUGAAUACGAGAAAUUAUGACAAGUUCGUGUACAGUUCAUCGAACCUGAUGAUGGUGACGUUCUUUGCUCAUACUGGAUACAGGGGAUUUAGUGCGAAAUUUAGUUCUGAGCCGUUGGCACCUUGUGGGGGAUUGAUUACCAACGCCAAUGGUACACUGUCAAUCCCAACUACUGAACCUUACCGAAGCAGAUCCUUCUUCUGUUCGUGGUAUAUCAGUGUUCCAGAGGAUAUGGUCAGACUCAAUCCGAUGGGAGCAUUUACUCUAGCUGUCACUGCGACUGGAUCUUUGGGAAGAGUAGCCCGACAAGAUAGACGAUGUGCUGCCAAAAUCAAGAGCAUGGUGCUCCGGGAUAGCUCUGAAAAUAUCAUUAGUGCUGUUUGUGGUAAUGGUACAGAAGAGCCUUUUGUACUUCAAAGUCGAAGUCACCUAAAUAUUCUUGAAAUUAUGAACGGCUCAAGUCCUGGCAGUGUAAACAUCGAUGUAAAGUAUCAGUGGAAUGUUUGUGGUGGCCUUUUAGAUGGUUCAUCUCACACAAUUAGAAACCCAAGCAACAUAUCUUUUCCCAGAAACUGUGUCUGGGAAGCUGUGGUCCCCGAGGGACAAGGAAUUUUCUUGCAGUUCAAUAAGAUGAAUCUUGGAGCUUGUAGCAAGGGAUAUCUCAAGAUACUGAAUGGUGGACCCCAGUCACCGCAAGUUGGAAAAUACUGUGGUAAUCAAAGACCUGAUAACUAUACGAGUACAUCCCAUAAAUUAUGGAUAGAGUACUACGCCCGUGAGGCCCCUGGAGAAUUUGAACUUGAGCUGCGGACAACCAGUACGGCAUGUGAACUAUACGGUCAUGAUUUAACAUCACCUGGAUUUCCCAAAACUUAUCCACAUAAUAGUGAGUGCAUUUGGGAAUAUGAUGCCGAACCUGGAUAUUCCAUUGGAUUGUCUUUCAUCGAAAGAUUCAGUCUCGAAACGAGUACUAAUUGCACCAAUGAUUAUGUCGAAGUAUUCGAUCGUUACAGCAACUACGAUAAGACUUGGAAAUCAUUGGGAAAAGUCUGUGGUAGAAAUACUCCAGCACCGUUCAAUACAACAUCAAAUCACGUCAAAAUAAUCUUUCACUCGAAUAACGUAACGGAAAGUGAUGGCUUCAAAGCACACAUCGACGUCAAUUGUGGAGGGAUUUUUAUGGCUUCAAAAUCCGCUCAGAUGAUCUCAUCGCCCCAAUACCCAGAGAGUUACCCUUCCGAUCUGAACUGUAAUUACACCAUCGUUGCUCCUGAAGGAAAUAUGGUUAUCGUUGAAUUUGAAACAUUUGAACUUGAACAGGAUAGCUCUCAUUGUGACUGGGCUAAUGUCACAAUUAUAGGCCAGUCUUUCUGGGAAAGGGAGGAGUCAAGUACCUACUGCGGCAUCAACAAACCCCCUACGACAAUGUAUCCCCAGAAGGUAGAUAUCAUUUUCAAAACUUUCAUAUCAUUCAGCGCCCGUGGUUUUCUAUUCAAAUAUUUAAUGAACGACUGCGGAGGAGAGAUCACCGAAGAGUCAGUGAUAUCACCACUGACGACUAGUGAUGGAUCAGCUUAUUAUGGAGGAUUAAACUGUACGUGGGUUAUAACAGCACCACCUGAUAAGAGCAUCGCUCUGAGAUACAAGACUUUUGAACUUGAAUUCAGCAUAAGAUGUUUCCAUGACAAAGUGGAAGUUUACGAGGGACGUGGAAUGAAUAUUACGAAACUGUUGUCCACUUACUGUGGAAAUCUUACGGCAAAUCUGCCUGUAAUUAAAUCCGUGGGUAAUAUCAUGACUGUCAAUUUUAGAUCGGAUUAUACGAGGCAUUUCAAGGGUUUCGUGGCUGAUAUUAUAUUUACCAAGAGCAUUGCCUCGGGGUGUGGUGGACAAAUCAAUCUGACCAGCAGUCAGGAUUGGAGGACCCAGAGGGAAAACUAUUACGAAAACUUUGAAGACUGUAUGUGGAGCAUUAGCGCUGACACAAGAAAAUCUAUCAGAAUCACGUUUAAGACUUUUGAUCUUAAAAAUACACCAAACAGAACUAUACUACCUGAGAUAGCUCCCUGCAGUGGUGACUAUCUGGAAAUCAGAGAUGGCAGAGGUCCAGCUUCACAAUUGGUGGGAAGAUACUGUGGUAAUGUUCUUCCCCCGACACUCACUUCGCCAAGAAAUGUUCUUUGGAUUCGUUUUUACAGCGAUGGAGAGAACACAGGACGGGGAGUAACUGCCACACUGGAGGCUAUUGAUUCCCCUUGUGGUGUAUCAAUAAUCAACGUUGAGAAUACAACAGUCACGUUAAAAUCUCCUCAUUAUCCUGGAGAUUAUUCACUCGGACUCCAGUGCAAGUGGACCUUAGUGGGACCUCCUCGAAAAGAUCUUUACAUUAAUUUCAAGAAUAUUGAUAUGGAGAAUUCACAAGAUUGUCACGGGGAUCAUCUUCGAUUGAGUGAUAAACGAGUGAAUCGACAUAUCGAAGAAGGCUUUGGGGAGGAUUUACUGAUCAAUGGACAGACGGAAUCGAGUAUUAGAUAUUUUAAUGAUUACAAACCUGUCGCUACUUAUACAUUCUGCUCCAAAAUCGAUCAUUAUGAUUAUUAUUCGGGGGGAAAUAUUGUUGAAGUUGCGCUGGAAUCCACGAAUGAAAAUUCGGGAAAACCAAGAAAAUUUGAAUUAGAUAUUUCAAUCGCUGAAUGCCGUACGAAUUAUACAAGUCCGCAGGGAAGAAUUUUUCAUCAGGGAUUUGAAAACUGUUGGACGACAAUUACAGUUACGCCAGGGCAUACUAUUUCCUUGUACUUUAUUAAUCUCCGAAUCUACGGGCGAUCUGGGUGUCCGAGGAAAUAUCUCAAGAUUUAUGAUGGUGAUUUUACCGAUCAGGUGAUUGGGACAUACUGUGGCAUGCAGACACCUGCCCCUGUUUUCAGCCACGGAAAUACCCUCAGCCUCUUGUCGAACAGCGGUCAAGCCUGGGAGGCUUAUGAUCUAAUUUAUACGUCGACGGAUAAGGGCAGGGGUUGCGGUGGAAGAUUAUUCAAUUAUGCUGGGAAAUUUACAUCACCUAUGUUUCCGAAUAACUACAGAAAUGACAGCGAAUGUACUUGGGAAGUUAUUGUUCCAAAAGGGUCGAGGGUUUUGUUGGAAUUUACGACAUUUGAUCUUGGGUCUAGUGAGAAUUGUGAUACACAUCUGCUGGUGCGGGAAACGACUAGUCAAGAAGGUUCCAUCACUACAUAUUGUCCAUCGGAACAUCCUGCAAAAUAUAAAAGUAAUUCCAACAAAGUGGAGGUAGUAUACUAUACGACUGUGAAUAACGGAGGAACUGGAUGGGAGAUUAAUUUCCUCGCUGUUAGAGAAGAUUACGACGAUACGGCGGAAGGACCCAAUAUCUUCAGGAUCAAUCCAUGGCGACAUCUUUAAUUCGAUCUGUCGAAUGUGCUGAAUAAGAUGUACUCAGACUAGUGUAUUUUUUGAGUGAACUGUAAACGUGAUAAAUUUCAAUAUAAUUAUUAUAAAUUAUAACAA
Diachasmimorpha longicaudata is the source of this 11428-nucleotide messenger RNA. RefSeq names its product cubilin homolog (gene Cubn). The transcript has 17 exons. Gene Ontology annotation, molecular function: calcium ion binding. The record is from RefSeq and is a predicted model, not a curated record. The coding region runs from base 113 to 11323 and encodes 3736 amino acids. NCBI's taxonomy places the organism in Eukaryota, Metazoa, Arthropoda, Insecta, Hymenoptera, Braconidae.